AUGAGUGGCACUGAGAAGCGUGCCACGACGGCGCCCAAGCCGGGCAAGCCUGGCAGCCAUACCAAGGCCCCGCGCGACGUCUCGGAAGGCGCAGCCGUCAGCAUGCCCAAGACGGCCCCUCGUGCCGCACAGGGCAUCAACUUCGGCACCGUCGAUGACCAAAACGCUGUCAUGUCAUCGUCCCCUGCCGCCCAACCGACGACCGGCGAGCACCUCCGCGGCGGCAACCUUACCGUCUUUGGCAGCGUGUCCGCAGAAAGCGGCGCGGCCCACGAAAAGAAAAUCGGGUUCGGCCCCAAAAAGCACAUGGACUUCCAGAAACUGUUUCAGGGCCCUAAGAAGGUCCACCAGCAGGAUCAGCAGAGCCAGCAGCAGCCUGCCGCUCCCGUCGCAUCGGCCAUGGGCGCCACACCGCCGCCGUUCGUGUCAUCGUGGCAGCCACCCAUGUAUCCCCACGUUGGCUACCCUAUGAGCCCUGGAGGCUACCCAUACAUGGCCCAGCCACAGCAGCCAUGGAACCAGGCGGCUGCCCCAGGCUCGCCCUCGAUCCUUCCAGCCAACGCAUCGCCACACACUGCGCCUCGUCCCGUGAACGGCGGCUUUUACCCACAGACGCCCGCAGCUGCGCCUCCUACGAGCAGCAACUUCACCAUGAGUGCUGGUGCACGCAUGUUCGAGCCACAAAAGAGCAAGGCGCUGCGGAUUGUGAAUCCCGAAACGCAAACAGAAAUUGAUCUUGGCCACCUGAAAAAGACGUCGCAAUCGUCCGCCUCGCCGACGCAGCCAACCUCGGCCAAGGCUCCGGCAGAUGCGUCGCAUGCUCCGAAGCAGAAGGAAGUGUCAAAUGAGAGCCGCGUCAAAACACAAAACGAUUUCCAGCAAAAGGUACUCCGUCUGAAGAUGGAGAAGGAGGCUGAAGCGCGUCGCGCGGAAGAAGCCAAGCGAGAAGAGGAGCGCCAGGCCGAGGAAGCCAAGCGGGAAGAAGAACGCAAAGCCGAGGAAGCUAAGCGGGAAGAGGAGCGUAAGGCCGAGGAAGCCAAGCGGGAAGAAGAACGCAAAGCCGAGGAAGCCAAGCGAGAAGAGGAGCGUAAGGCCGAGGAAGCUAAGCGGGAAGAGGAGCGCAAGGCCGAGGAAGCUAAGCGGGAAGAGGAGCGUAAAGCUGAAGAAGCCAAGCGGGAAGAGGAGCGCAAGGCUGAGGCAGCCAAGCGAGAAGGGGAACGCAAGGCCGAGGAAGCUCAACAUGCGGAAGAGCGCAAGAAGGAAGAGACCCAGGGGGCCGAAGCCAAGGAUGGCGCAGAGAGCAAAGACAACGCUGCGCAGGACGGCCAGGCCCCUGAAGCAUCCUCGUCCAAGACCGAAGAGGCACAGCCACCGAGUCGUGCCAUCGAGAGCGCGCGCCUUAUUGACGAUCUGUCGUCAAUCACCUACCCCCCUGACGUGCACCCACCUAAGGCGGAGCUGAACAAGGAUGCCGCGCCAGGAAGGUACCGCUACGACCGCGACUUUUUGCUCCAGUUCAUGAGCGUAUAUACCGAAAAGCCGUUCGAACUGCCUGACCUCGCCUCGAUCGGCAUGGAGAGUGUUCCUGUGCGUGGUGGACGCCGCGGUGCGGGCCCAUCGCGAGGAGGCAUGGACGGUGGCCGUGGUCAAGUCGGUCGCACGAGCGAAGAACGCUUUGCCUCGUCGAUGCGUGCCGGCCCCGGUGGCUUCCCGUCAGGCUCGCGAGGCGGCUCGGCGUCGCGCACCGGCGGUGGUCCUGUGCCAUCGCGCGAGACGAUGGGUACUGGCAUUCCCAUGGGUGGUGGCCGCUCCAAGGGCCACCGUGGUCGCCAGCGUGAUGGCCGGCCGCGUGAGAACCCGCCAGAGAAGGGUGGUCCGACGAUCCCUCUCGAUCAGGUGGCGCCGCUGGAGUUCUCCGAGAACCGCUGGAAGCCACAGAGUCAUGACAAGACAUCGACAGCUGACCACAGUCUGGUGGUGGAGCGCAAGGUCAAGUCCUUGCUCAACAAACUUACGCUCGAGAAGUUCGACUCGAUCAGCGACAAGAUUAUCGAAUUUGCGAACGAGUCAAAGAACGAAACGGAUGGCCGGACUUUGCGUCAGGUCAUCGCGCUCGUGUUCGAAAAGGCGAUCGAUGAGUCGGCGUGGAGUGAGAUGUACGCGCAACUGUGUGCCAAGAUCCAGAUGAGUCUGAGCCCUGACAUUCGUGACGAGGUACUGGACGAAAAGGAGCAGAAGGAGUACCGCGGCGGUAUGCUGUUCCGCAAGUACCUGCUGACUUGGUGUCAGGGUGACUUUGAAAAGGGUUGGGCCGGUGCCAAGGAAGAGCGCUCUGAGAAAGAGUACGAGCUGAUGUCGGACGAGUACUACGAGGCCCAGAAGGCCAAGCGUCGUGGCCUCGGUCUCAUCCAGUUUGUUGGUGAACUUUUCAAGCUCCAGAUGCUCCAGCCACGCAUUAUGCACACUUGCAUUGUGCGUCUCCUGCGCACAACGACCGAGCCUGAAGAGGACGAAAUUGAAAGUGUGUGCCGUCUGCUCACCACGGUCGGCUACCUCCUCGAUUCAGCCUCAGGCAACCACAAAAGCCGCAUGGACGUGUACUUUAAGCGAAUCGACGAUAUCCUCAAGAGUCCAGCCCUUGCCUCGCGCAUGCGAUUCAUGCUGAUGGACGUGGUGGACCUGCGCAAUAACAACUGGGUCCCACGGCACGACCAGUCGGCGCCCAAGACGAUCGGAGAGAUCCAUGCGGAGGCCGCGCAGCAGCAGCAACAAAAGGAGGCUGAAAAGUUCUCCCGUGGUGGCCCGCGACGCGGCCAGCCGCGUCAUGCCCCGCCGCCCGAGCAGGCAUCGCACGAUGGCUGGAGUACCGUCGGCAAUGCGCCGCCCUCGCGAUCGGGUCGUGCGACCGACUUUUCUGGCUUCGGCAAGGGUCUGGACCGCUCGUCGAAUGGCAAACUGGGCGGUGGUCCGCAGAGCGUGUUCCAUCGCCGCAACCAGCGCGACGACGAGCGCAGCAUGUCGCCUACGCCUAACAUGUUCAACUUGCUUACGGGUGAGGGCAAUACGGAGGAGCCACAUCGCAGGAAGCUGCAGCUGCAGCCACGGACCAAGCCGCUGGACGACGGCCACACUGCCGCGACGCCCAGCGAGCCGUCGGAAGAGGACAUUAAGCGUAAGGUCAGUAACGAUGUCAAGGAGUACCUCGAGAUCCGCGAUCUCAACGAGGGGAUUCAAUCGAUCGAAGCGUUGGAGGCCAAGCACCGUCCAUCGUUUGUGGACGCGCUCGUCACAAGUGUGCUCGACAAGAAACAGGACAGCGUCGAUGCGGCCUGCCACCUGCUGCAGGCCUUGGCCGAGCGCUCGCUGCUGGAUGAGUCGAUGCUGAUGGAGGGCUUCAAGCCGCAAGUCACGAUCCUUGACGACACCAGUAUGGAUGCGCCGAGUGCCUAUGGCUUUAUGGCACAACUCCUUGUCCAAUCGACGCUGGCCCAGGCCAAGAUCGAGGAGCUCGCGAACGGUAUGGAAGGCGAGGGCCUCAAGCCGCCAAAGGACCGCUUGCUGGCCAAGGUGCAAGAUGUGCAGUCAUAG
Molecule: messenger RNA, 3588 nt
Organism: Malassezia restricta
Lineage: Eukaryota; Fungi; Basidiomycota; Malasseziomycetes; Malasseziales; Malasseziaceae
Product: translation initiation factor 4G
Exons: 1
Coding region: 1-3588 (1195 amino acids)
Cellular component (GO): eukaryotic translation initiation factor 4F complex
Molecular function (GO): mRNA binding; translation initiation factor activity; protein binding
Source: RefSeq, a predicted model, not a curated record